AUGCAAAAUGAUAACAAACACAAUAACAAGUCAACCAAUACAAGAAAUAGAAUCAAUUUAUUCAAUGACAUAGAUCAUAAUGAUGAUAAUAAUUUUAAUAUUUUUGAUGUAGAUGAUGAAUUACAAUCAACAAAUAGUAGAAAUAGAACUAAUAAUAGAUCUACAACAAUAUCAUCACAACCAUUGAUAAAUAAUUCGAGUUUAACCAAUUCAUCAUCAUCAUCUUUAUUAGACUUUUGGUUUCAACCAGAUGUCAAACCAGAUUCAGAUGAUGAUCUACCAGAGCACGGUAAUCAUUAUGAGCAUAAAUGCUCUACAAACACUAUUAGAAAGACUACAACACCUAUUAUAGAUGACAAUGACAUCAUAGUUAAAAAAACACUACAAACAGUUCAAUCAUCAACAGCACGAGUUUCUUUUAAACCAAACUUUUAUGAUAUCGAAAGAGCAUCCAAGAGAAGAGAUGAAUGCAAUAAUCAAUUAAAUAUAUUACUUAAUAAUAAGAAAAGAUUAAAUUCAAAUAUAAAUAAUGAUAUAGAUAAAGCAGCAACAACAACUACUACUACAACUUGUUCUACAUCUACAGAUGAUAACAACAACAACAACAACAAGUCAAAGUUUCAAAGAUUAUUCUUUAAUCAUAACAACAACAACAAUAAUAAUAAUGAUUAUAAUGCAGAUGACUUUAUAACACCAAAUAACAAUAAUAAUAGUAAAGUAAAUUCAAAGAAAAAACAACAACCAAAUGGAGUAAUAACUAAAAUAUCAAAUAAUAAUAAUAAUAAUAAUAGUCCAAUGAAAAUAAUAAAUAAUAAUAAUAGUAUAUCACCAAAGUUAAUAUCACACAAGGUAUCACAAUUAAUAGCACCAAGUCAAUUAUCACCUAUUAAGAAAUCAGUACACCAGAUAACACCACCAGUGAAUCAAAAUGCUACAACUAAUAAUACAUCUGUUGCUACACCUACAAAAUCACCAAGUAAUAGUUAUGAUGUAGAGAAUGAAUUCUCCCCGUUCUCACUCGAUUCAGCACCAUUACUAUCAUCACCAUUCAAACCAAAAGGUUUGUUUGAUAUCGAAUCUAACGAUGACAGUUACCUUUCACAAGUACAAUCAUCAUUUGAAUUCUCAUUCUCUGGUCUCACCGGUGGUGUUGGUGGUAGUGGUCAUACCCAACGACAAUCACAGAAUCUAAUAGAUUUAUUUAACCAACAAACUAAUAAUAACAAUAAUAAUAAUAAUAAUAAUGAUAUUCCUAAAACCACAACAACAACAACAUCAUCAUCAUCAUCAUCAUCAAACAGUAAUAAUAAAAGAUAUGAAAGAUUAAUAGUUAUAGAUGUAAACUAUGAGAUAUUCUCAAGUGCACCAAGUCAAGGUAUAAAUAGUUCAAUACAUAAAAAGACAAUCAAUGCAUUCAAUGAAGAGCUACAAUUGAAUAGAACAGUGUUGUUGUUUGGCGAGUGGAUCUACAGCUUGGUGCAUGCAGGUGAUAUCUUCAAUGUCAUAGGAGAGUUUGACUCUAACGGUCUGAUUGUCAUUGACAAUGUCAAGAAUCUGCUAGUUUUACACCCAGAUUUCCUAAUCACCGGUACCGAGCUUGGUGGAAGUUUCUCUUGUUCUCGGCGUGCACUCCUAAAAGAACAAUUGACCAGUGAGUUCAACUCGACAGUUCCUCUCUACGGUUCGAUAGUACAUGAAAUCUUUCAGCAAUGUCUAACCGAGAAUUCAUUUGGUAGCGAUGAUAUCGAGAGAUUCAAACGUGACAUUCUCUUGCAACCUUCGUUCGCGCUAAAGUUGUCUUCUCUUGGCGAAACACACCAGGUCGCCAGCGAGCAUAUCGGUGGAUGGCAGUCAGUUAUCCAGAGUUUCAGUUCGAUAUUCGUCGAUUCACAGAAUGGAAAACGAAACAUUGUCGAAAUCAAUGGUGAGCAAUGGCAUCUCCAGAUUACAAAGGUGUUGGACAUCGAAGAGAAUAUAUGGUCGCCAAUGUAUGGAUUGAAAGGAAAGAUUGAUUCCUCUGUUGAAGUGAAACUGACACCUCCCUACCAAAAGGCAACCAGUCCAUCAACCACAAGAAAAAGAAAAACAACAAAUAAUUCACCAUAUAAACAGCAGCAGCAGCAGCAACAAAAUAAUAACAAAAACAACAGGAAUAGAGUACCAAUCUAUUUGAAUGUACCAUUCGAGAUAAAGACAGGUAAACCUUAUGAAGUACCAAACAUUGCUCAUACAUCACAGGUUUUGAUUUACACUUUGAUGAUGAACGAUCGAUAUGAACAACAUACCAACUUGGGACUGCUCUACUAUUUGAAAAACUCCAAAGAGAGAGCUGGUAAAUCUUUUGGAAUCCUGCAUCCAAUUGUUCCCGAUCGAAAUCAAAUUAGAUCACUCAUUGUAUCGAGAAAUCUAUUGGCAUACUAUUUAAAUUUGAAUUCGCGAUUCGUUUUGAAUCCAAAUCCAGUCUUACCUAAAAUGCUCAAAGAAGAGAGAACCUGUUCGAAAUGCUAUUUGGUCGAUCAAUGUUUGCUGCAUCAUCGUGCCGUCGAGAAUGGAGAUCGUAACACCAGUGGACUUGGUGAUCUUUUCGACGAAAAGACUUUACAUCUUAAACAAUCACAUAUUGAAUAUCUUAAAAAAUGGAACAAAUUAAUUUCUUUAGAAUUAGAAUCAAAUAAUAACUAUAGAAAAUUAAUUUGGAACUUUCCGAGUAGAUUCAGAGAAGACAAAGGAAUGUGUAUUGGUUCUUUGACAAUGGAAAGAGAAGAGUUUAUACAAGGUGGUGUAAUCUACAAGUUUGGAUUGCCCAGCAGUGAAAAGGCUGCCAAUGCUCUACUGUUUCAAGGUGACUAUGUUACGGUUUCAAUCGAGAGGAAAUACUAUGGUGUUGCCAUAGGCCAGAUAACCGAGAUCUCUGCCAACUCUAUCAAAGUACUCUGUCGUGAAAAGAUAACAGAACCACCAGUCGUCGUACAAUCAGAUGCUGCCAACGAUGAUGACUUUUCUUUUAUCAACAAUGAAAUGUCGAAAUGUUCAAUCAACAGUGAUUGCAAACAUGUUCAUGCAAACCGUCGGAUCAAACCACUCUUAAAGAUAGAAUAUGAAAACGAUGAUAUCAAGAGUCAAGAGAUGAAAAAGAAAAAGAGUAAAUCACCGCUGCUCCAAUCAAAGUCAAACUCGUUCAUUACAAGUCAGUUGAAUGCUAGUGGUGGCAAGCCAAAAGUUGGUGUAUCGGCGCAACGUACCAUUAUGAAUCGAUCCAGAAAGAAUUAUAAUCUUUUUGGCAGCAGAACCGGUGGAGAUGAACCAAUGACAUUUAGAAUCGAUAAGGACGAAGGAUCUUCUUCGAGUUUCUCAAUAUUAAAAUCGAAUCUAUUCAACUUGUUUAUGCCAACAACCUCUUCGAGAUUACGCGAUUUGAUAGUAGACUUGGAACAACCUCAGUUUGAUUAUCAAGACCGACUAAGCUCAUUGAUCAACAACAAUGACUUUGACCAAUUAAUUAGUAAAAGAUCAUUGAAUCCCGACCAAUCCAAUGCAAUUAAAAGAGUAAUAUUGGCAAAGGAUUACUCUUUGAUUCUGGGUAUGCCAGGUACUGGAAAGUCAAAUUCCAUAGCACAUCUCGUCAGCAUCUUAUACUCUUUGGGUAAAUCCGUUCUUUUGACUUCGUUUUCACAUACAUCUUUGGAUUCGCUACUUGAAAAAUGUGUUGGUGCAGGUGUCAAUCACAUGCUACGUAUAGCCUCCAAUAUCAAUCAGGUUGCAGAGCCACUUCAAAAGUUCUGUUUAGAACGUCAACAAUUUUCGUCAAUCACAGAGAUGAAGAAAUUUCUCGAUAGUCAUCGAAUCAUUGCUACUACAUGUUUGGGAACCAACCACGCCUACUUUAAUCAAUCACGUAAAUUCGACUAUUGUAUUAUCGAUGAAGCAUCGCAGUUGACGCAACCAAUGUGUUUUGGUGUAUUGAAAUACUGCUCGAAAUUCGUUUUGGUCGGUGACAACUACCAACUUCCACCAUUGGUGCAAAACUCGGAAGCAAAAAAAUUAGGUAUGGAAGACUCGCUUUUCAAGCGUCUGAGCAGUGCACACCCAUCAGCAGUCACCUACCUCCACUAUCAAUAUAGAAUGUGCAGUGAUAUUAUGUACCUCUCAAACGAAUUGAUCUAUAAUGGACGUCUGAAAUGUGGAAACUACCAGGUAGCCAAUGCCUCAAUGACCAGUGUCAAUUGCCAACGUGCAUCACUCAUCUAUCCACCAACUGGAUGGGUCAGUCGAGUAUGUCAGCCACAGGUCAAGGUUCAAUUUUUAAAUACCGACCAACUCUCUGAUAGCAAAGAGCAAAAAAUAGGUGAUCUCUACUCUAAUAGCACUGAGGCACUUGUUGUCUCACAGAUUGUACAAUGUCUCUUGUACAGUGGUGCCAAACAAUCAGACAUUGGAAUCAUAUCUCCCAAUAGAAUACAACUCCGAAACAUUAAGCGAGCAAUAGCCGAUAUCUUUGAGCGUCAAUCGGAUCUCGAUAAAUCCACGACACAAGCUCUGCCCUAUGCCGAUAUCGAUAUAUUUACCAUUGACAAGUAUCAAGGUAAAGAUAAAGAUUGCAUUCUUAUAUCAAUGGUUAGGAAUAAUAAUCAAGAAUUAAUUGGCGAUUUAUUAAAGGAUUGGAGAAGAUUAAAUGUAUCAUUUACAAGAGCUAAAAAGAAACUCUUGAUCAUAGGAAGUUUAAGUACACUAUCUUCAUUCCCGCUCUAUGAUGAUCUCUUUCAAAUACUUAAAGAUAAACAAUGGAUUACAAAUUUACAACUAUAA
Heterostelium album PN500 is the source of this 4806-nucleotide messenger RNA. Its product is annotated as DEAD/DEAH box helicase domain-containing protein. NCBI's taxonomy places the organism in Eukaryota, Evosea, Eumycetozoa, Acytosteliales, Acytosteliaceae. Gene Ontology annotation, biological process: replication fork reversal. The record is from RefSeq and is a predicted model, not a curated record. Gene Ontology annotation, molecular function: 5'-flap endonuclease activity; single-stranded DNA helicase activity. The transcript has 3 exons. Bases 1 to 4806 code for a protein of 1601 amino acids. Gene Ontology annotation, cellular component: cytoplasm.